CAUCCGAUGCCGUGCCAUUUUGAACAUCUUCACUAAUUCAUUAUUCUCGUGAAGAAAUGUUUGCUGUUGUUGGACAAUGAUUCGCUUGACGGUUGGAUUUUGACCACAACGUGUAUCAACUUCCACAUCUUGAUUGCCCAUAAAAUAAAUUUGCAAAAAUUUAUGAUCUGCAUCUGGCACUAGCAGCAUUGCCCCCAGUAGGUGAUGAAUUUGUCCUUGUAUCUGUAAUUGUUUAAGAACUGGUUAAAUUAAUUGUGAUACAAAUAGGAAUUAGAAUUUCACUAAAACAAUUAUGGUAUACUACCUUGAAAGUAGGCAUGACCCCGUCUUGUACUACAUGCGUUGCACCAAACGAUGUCAUUUGGAAGCAAUUAUUAGGGGUAAUCAUAAUCCGGUGCAAAUGGUCUUGCAAAUGCAAAUUUCGGUGCAAGUGCAAAAUAUUUUUACACCAUGUUCUUAAACAAAAACAAAUUGCAUGUGUUUUGCAAAUGCAACACUGUUAUGCAAAUGCUACACUCAACCCCUAUUGUAUAUGUGCAAAUUAGUAUAGCAUUUCAAACAGCUGAUUUCUUUUGCAUACAUAUUUGUUUCGAUUUUUGGCACGUCAGGAAAAAUUUUUGGUAAGAAAAGUAAUUUGAAAGAAUUAACAAUUUAAAACUUAAUAAAACUAUUUACAGCAAAAUGAGCGAUAAAAAAGUGAAAAGGGAGCGACCGAACAAAAAAUGGACGAAGGAAGAAAUCAACAAGCUUUUGGAUUUUUUGGAGGAAGCAGAUGAAAUUGAGGCUCCAACAGCACAAUUUUUUUACAAAAAAUGCAUUCAGGUUAAGGGGAUCGAAGCCACGUGGGACUUGCUGCGGUGGAAGGUACGCCACCUAAAAAGUACAUUCAAUAAAGCGAAUGAUUAUCGCACCUCAACUGGCGCUGGAAUUGAUGAAAUGGAUGUGGGCGUUGGCAGUUUUGAAGACAAAAUUGAGAAAAUGUGCCCCCAUUACAAUCGGCUAAACAAAAUUUUCGGAGCUAAAUCGCAUGCGCAAAAUAAUUUCUGCGCUGUCGACACGCUUAUCGUGCAAUCGACAAUUUCUGCUUAUCAAUUUGCCAUUCAGUCAUGUCUUUCCACCGCAAUUUACCGUCUAGCCUCGCCAUCCACCAGCAAUAUCACCACAAAUAAUCUCUCCACCAGCAAUAUCACCGCCAAUAGCCUCGCCGCCAGCAGUUCCACCGCCAACAGUUUCGCAGCAACCACUCCCACUUGGGGCUGA
This is a messenger RNA of Bactrocera neohumeralis, 1260 nucleotides long. RefSeq lists its product as uncharacterized. Bases 682 to 1260 code for a protein of 192 amino acids. The transcript is spliced from 3 exons. NCBI's taxonomy places the organism in Eukaryota, Metazoa, Arthropoda, Insecta, Diptera, Tephritidae. The record is from RefSeq and is a predicted model, not a curated record.